AAAAGCAAUGACAGGGAUGACCAAAAAUUACCUCUACAAAUCUCGAAACCCUUUUCAAAAUUCAACUGCCAAUUGAAGUCCAGACAUAUUUGCCACCCUGCACUGCCGGUUCAUCAAUGAAACACAAAUCCAAAAAAAUCCCCAACAAUCAUAAUCCAUGGCUAAUAGAUUCAAAUUUCAUGAAUUGGGUUGAAUUUGGAUUGUAUGUUUGUGAGUCGUGUGUGUAUGUGUGCUCAUGCUUCAGCAGAUGUGCGAGUAUGAAGAAUGAGGACCUUCCAUUGUGCACUGGAAACAUUUGUUACGCUUCAAAAUGAGAGAUGUGGAAGAAGGAUUGUACUUCUAUCUUAGGUAAAGCAUUUGCAGUGUUGUUGCUGCAAAACCAAUGACCAAAGAGGCUGGUGGAAUGAUGGCAGACAGAUUUGGUUUUUCCAUUAUGAGGAUUCCAUGAGCAGUUGAGAACUUUCGCCUUCCCUGCUAAUAUAAAUUUAUGAGCAUAUUAUGUGUCAUGCUCGAGCGAUAAUGGGUGUGAGGUGGUUCAGUUGGUGCUGGAGGGGUUGUGAUUAUGGGAAAUCAACCAUUCUUAGAUUGCUCUUCAGGUUUUUUGACACCGAUUCUGGACAUGUAAGAAGAGAUGCUUCUCUUAUACACCUUUGUCUUUUGGCUAUCAUUAUGGCCAUUUCUAACUGGCCAAGUCCUGUGAUUCGGAUAGAUGGUCAAGAUAUACGGAAGGUGACACUUGAGAGUCUUCGGAAGCCUAUUGGUGUGGUUCCACAGGAUACAGUUUAUGAUGCUGCUAGAAGGGCAGCAAUUCACAACACCGUUAUGAACUUCCCAGACAAAUAUUCUACGGCGGUAGGGGAACGAGGGCUUAAGCUAAGUGGUGGUGAGAAGCAGCAGGUGGCACUAGCUCGUGCAUUCUUAAAAGCACUGUCCAUUUUUGUAAGUGCCAUCUUCUUUACUCCUGAUUGACAUAGUGACAAGGUUUAAUUUGUUAAAAAUGUCUCCUAUUUGAGUGCCCUCGAUUAAGAUAAACUGUUUGUGUGACACUGCAUGUUCUGUGCAAGGUAAUUUUCUUAGUAUUAUUACCUGUGCAUGUAAUGGAGGAACUGAUGAACCUGUAAUCAACUGAGUAAAUAAUUCAGGAUCCUGAUCCUCUACUCUCUUUGUUGUAAGUAAACCCUUCGUCAAUUGAAAUCUGGC
Molecule: messenger RNA, 1200 nt
Organism: Ilex paraguariensis (yerba mate)
Lineage: Eukaryota; Viridiplantae; Streptophyta; Magnoliopsida; Aquifoliales; Aquifoliaceae
Source: the annotation of a GenBank genome assembly